This is a messenger RNA of Triticum turgidum subsp. durum (durum wheat), 675 nucleotides long. The record is from the annotation of a GenBank genome assembly. NCBI's taxonomy places the organism in Eukaryota, Viridiplantae, Streptophyta, Magnoliopsida, Poales, Poaceae.
AUGGCGAGAGUUGAAGCGGUGGUCGUCUGCCUCCUCAUCGUCGCCAUGGAUGUCGUUGCCGGCGUCCUUGGAAUCCACGCGGAGAAAGCUCAGAGCCAGGGGAGGCACCUGAAGAUACUUUUCAUCGAGUGCAGGCAGCCUGUCCCACAGGCUUACAAGCUCGGCAUCGCGGCGGCCGCGGUGCUGGCUGCGUCGCACGCCAUCGCCAACAUCGUCGGCGGCUGCUCCUGCACGUGGCCCUGCUGCUCCGGCGGCCGGCGCUCGUCGCCCAACCGCCAGAUGGCGUCCUUCGCCCUGGUCCUCACAUGGUACGCUCCUGUCCUACGCACGCCGAGCAUGAGCCGCCACAUCACCAUCAAAAUACUAUAUCAACUCCUGCAUGCUUUUCCGGUUCCCGUGGUUCGAUUCGAAGAACACGUACAAAAUGUCAACAUGUUUAUGAUUGCCAGGAUGGUUCUGCUGGUGGGGCUGGCGCUGCUGAUCCUCGGUGCGCUGCCGAACUCCAAGAAGGUAAUGGCGGAGUGCGGGGUGGUGCGCCACCGCUUCCUCUCCAUCGGCGGCAUCCUCUGCUUCGUGCACGCCGUCUUCUGCCUCGUCUACUACGUGUCCGCAAACGCCGCCGCGCGGGAGGAAGGCCGUGGGUCUGGGUCCAAGCCCGCCGGCGGGCACACCUGA